Messenger RNA from Serpula lacrymans var. lacrymans S7.9, 534 nucleotides. RefSeq lists its product as uncharacterized. NCBI's taxonomy places the organism in Eukaryota, Fungi, Basidiomycota, Agaricomycetes, Boletales, Serpulaceae. Bases 86 to 373 code for a protein of 95 amino acids. The transcript is spliced from 6 exons. The record is from RefSeq and is a predicted model, not a curated record.
GAACGAAAGUCUCCUAUAUAACAUGCCCUCAGUGAUUAUGCAUACUAAUCACCUUCUAAUUCACCGCUUUCCUCCACUACAAAACAUGGUUAGUGUCAAGUAUAACGGAACUGUUCUCGCAGAGAGUGAUAAGACUGUGGUUGUGGAGGGAAACCACUAUUUCCCCCUUGAUUCCGUUAACCGAGAACAUUUCAAAGACUCCAGCACAAGUACUUUCUGCCCAUGGAAAGGAACUGCAUCCUACUAUUCCUACGAGUCUGCCGGUGACAAAGUCGACGACAUUGCUUGGUACUAUGCGCAGCCGAAAGAAAAGGCAGCGCAAAUUAAAGAUCACGUCGCUUUCUACAAGAGCAAGGUCGAGAUAUCCUCCUAAAUGCCGCUGGGGCGUGUACUUGUAUUGGCUGGAUCUGUAAAUUACAAUGAGUUUGAUGAAAUGUACUGUUGUUAGCAUCACGGCCAGUGUAAUUCUAACGGUUGUUGAAGUAAUAGAAUUCACAACAGGAGUAUGGACAGAGCCUGGUCGCAAUGAGAUAU